AUGGGUUCUCACUCCAAAGAAAAAGAUAGAAAAAGUGCUUCACAUACAGCAGAAAAAUCAGAGUUAAGAUCAGAGGCAAGGUCCGAAAUAAGAUCGGAAGCAGAACAUAUUGAAGGUUUUGAUAAAGAAGAAGAAAAGGCUCGUAUUCUGAAAGAGUAUGAAUUUUAUCAUGGUUUUCUACCUCGAGAAGAUCUAUUUUGUCUCUUGAAAUAUGUCGGGGAAUUCUUAAUAAGAGUUAGUGAGGUAGAUAAUGAUCCACGUCAAAGAGGAAAACGAGAAAUAAUACUGUCAGUCGUAUGCGAAUGUACACCUAACGAAUUAUCUCGUAUAUCUAACAUUGACCGACCAAUUAAUGAGAAGGAAGAUGAAGCGCAAGGUAAAACGGGAUAUGAUAAGAAAGUUCGUGGAAAGCUAAAAAAUGUGAUAGUACGAAGGAAAGGUGGGAAAUACUUGGUAGAAGUAGCAAGACUUUUCGAGUCCAUCCCGCAGUUAAUAGACCAUUAUCGUCAAACACCUGGAAAGCUGAAUAAGAUAACUUUCCUUCUCAAAUAUCCCAUAAAGCAACAGUCUUGGGAGUAUACUCAUCAAGACGUUCAACAAGGAAAGCUGUUGGGAGAAGGGGCGUUCGGAGAAGUCCGGGCAGGAACCUUGAGACUAAAAACGGGAAAAGUCGUUGACGUAGCUAUAAAAGUUACAAAAGGAUGCUCAGAUAUCGGUAAAGCAAAAAUCAAGGAGAUGAUGAAAGAGGCAAGAUUGAUGAGGAAUUUCAGGCAUAGAAAUGUUGUGCGCAUAUACGGAGUAGCCGUAGACGAGCAGCCGCUCUACAUCAUUCUUGAAUUAGUCAGUGGGGGUGCCUUGAACACAUUCUUAAAGGAAAAUGCGGGUAAAGUCGAAGUGAAAGAAAAGCUAGACAUGUGCCUCGGAGCUGCACUAGGUGUAGAAUAUUUACAUCUAAAUCAAUGUAUGCAUCGCGACUUGGCAGCGAGGAACUGUCUUAUCACGAAAGAAAAAGUGGUAAAAAUAAGCGACUUUGGUCUAUCAAGGCUUGGUGUUCAAUAUAGGCUGAAAGCAGCUAUGAAAUUACCUAUAAAAUGGCUUGCCCCGGAAACCAUAACAACUUUCACGUUCUCUUUGAAAACGGAUGUCUUCAGUUACGGUGUAAUGGUCUACGAGAUAUUCUCAGAUGGGGCUGAACCAUGGGAUGGUCAUACAAAUGCCGAAGUCAAAAAAGCUGUUAUCGAAGGAAAAUGUCUUACAUUCCCAAAGUGUACGCCAGAGAAAGUGAGAAAGUUUUUCGUUCAGCAUGUUCUUGUCAAAAAUCCAGCAUCAAGAGCAACAAUGUCCGAGGUAGUAAAACUUUUGCAAGCUUGCGGUGCUACAAGUGGGGCACCGCGAUCUCAGAUGUCUGAAGUGCGCUCAACCUGAACAAAGAAAACAACGUCUAUCGAUAGUCUUCACCUUCAUAGUCUUUUCUGCAUUCGUAACGUAAUUGCGGAAAGAAAAAUAUCUGCAAAGUACAGUGGUGUCUGAUUUUAUUGCCAUGGGUUAUUAUCUUAAAUUUUCUAUCCUGCUCAUCAUGCUCCAUAAACAGCUAUUUAA
Messenger RNA from Cylicocyclus nassatus, 1599 nucleotides. The record is from the annotation of a GenBank genome assembly. NCBI's taxonomy places the organism in Eukaryota, Metazoa, Nematoda, Chromadorea, Rhabditida, Strongylidae.